AUUGAAUGAAAAAAAUUUAAGAUGGCCGCUCACGAACCUGGUGCUAAGCAAAUAGAUGUAACGACUCUACCCAUUCCACACUUAAAUCAUUUAUCUCAACAGUUAGAACAGGUAGAAUUUGUUAUUUAAUUUUGUUGUUUAAGUGCUAUAUCUAUAAAAUAUAAAUGAAAGGACUGCUUUCAAGCUUAGUAAAUGAAUAAAAUAGCGAAACGAGAUAUGUGUGAAGCUUGAAUAAGUAGAUUAACUGCUAUAGAUCUAGUAUUGUUAUCAACCUUAAAGCCAGCGGCUGACAUGUCAACACUAAAGCUAUUAAAAAAACUGGAAAAAAAAGUCCGAUGCCAAUACAGAUAAGCUGCACAACGACAACACUUCAACUACAGCAUGAAAGAGUUCAAAAACUUCUUGGAAAAACUGUACCUUCAGAAAAAAAUUGAGAACUAUAAACUAUUUUUUUGAAAAAGGCUAAUUUGGAGAGACAGCACCCUGACGUCAUUUGCGCGUUUUGUCCCUGGUUCCGAUAGGGUCAUAAUCCUAGUUCCGAUAGGGUCAAAACCCAGGUUAGGGAUAUUUUUAGGGUUUAGGUUAUGUUUAGGGUUCAGCUUAGGCUUAGGUUUUUAGGGAUACAUUUAGGACAUAAGUUCGCGGGUUGCGGCAACCAAGAUAGCGGCCGCGAUACUAUCUCUCCAAAUUUACCCAAAAAAAGUACAAUUUAUCACUUUUUCAUAAUUUUUUAAAAAUUUUUAAUAAACCCAAACUCUUACUUCUCGGACCCGAGUCCGAAUAGCCGCAGCCAUCAAAAUAAUCAUUAUAGUAUAUACACCGGGAAAAAUAUUAAAAAAGAUGACAGUAACGUCACCAAUUUGUGUGCACUUUUAAAAUAAAGGGCAGAUGAAUCCUACUAUGUUAACACGAAAUUGCUGUCAGUGGCAUCAUGGCCUGGAUUAUCUGAUUUAAAACAAUUGGGAAUUUUAGAAAAAAUGCUUUUCAGUUUGACAUCAGGCGCUGUCAGGAGAGCUGGUAAUACCAGUGAUAUGGAUGAAGUUGCUAAAUUAAGUGAUUAAUACUAGGGUUUGGGGCGAGGUUUUAGGUUUAGGAUAAAUUUUGUGUUGACCAUCAUUUUUGAUUUCAUGGCUGCUAUCUUGCACAAUUGCAGUGACAUUUAAAAAAAAAGAUGGCUGCAACAGAAAAAAAGUGGUGCUCAAACUGUCGUCCGGCCCUGAUAGUCUAAUUAAAUAGAGUUUUUCAACAUGAGCGAACAACUACAAUAGAAAUACACUAUCCCUAAAAAUAAAUAACAUGCACUAAGCUAUAGCAAACCAAGCGUACUAGUACUGUAUAUUCCAAAUUUACCAACAUUCCAGUAUAUAGAAAUCGGACUGAUAAAAUAUUAUCCAAAAUAUUCUAUAGUUCUAAAUCGAGGGUUAUUAACUCAUUCCCUCCGGCAGUGCUACUUCCGGACUUAAUUUAUUUUCCUGAGAAAAGGGAAGCAACUCAGUUUUGAAAUUGAUUUACAUUUUUAAAAUAUUUUUUUAAGUUGCUAAAUGUUAUUUAAUGUUAAUAAAUUAAGAACAAAUGCUACAAAAAAUGAAAAAGGGUUAAUAUAAAUAUACCAUUAGCGGGGAAAAAAAUAACAAACAAUGGCCAAAAAAAUCGAUUUUCGGCACCUUGGACGAACAAAUGCUACAUAUAGACGCGCCGUGCUAAAGCACACAGAGUUUUAAAGUGAAACAAGAUAGAAACUUCUGGUUUCUAAAUUAAAAUCUUGCAGAAAUCACGCCAUAGCCAGAAGUCUUGAGGGACGCGAGAUUUCAUUGCUAUUUUUAACUAAAAAUAAGAGAGAUGUGUCACAGAUUUUGCCGGCCCAAGUAUGUAACUAGCUAAUGGCCAGUGUUAUAGGCUGGUCUGAUAUCAAAUAGGCCAAAAAGGUCUAGCCAGCUGUAAUAAAUUUGACAAGAGCUUCUCACCCUAAGGGCAGUGAAGCCACCCACUGGAAUCACAACAAUCAGUGUAAAAGGAAUAUUGUGGGACCUGAACAGUUUGUGAAACUUCAUUCGCAUCAUAAAUAGAAUCUGACUCUCCAUAAAUUUUAUUCUGGGUAGAGUUGAAGAGUAAAGAUGUAUAUGAGAUGGGUUAUAGUAUAUUGGCAGAUUAGCUAACAUGUAAUGGUGGUUCAGCAAGUUCUGUUUCACAGAAUCCCCCCCCCCAGGAAUGUUUACAUUUAAAUCCGAUCAAAUUAUAGAUAUUGCAAACUUCAAAAACAACCAAAUAUGAAUAAGGCUAAAAUACAACCAUGUAAAUAAUUAUAACAUCAUAGAACAAUUCGGAAUUGUUUUUUAAAUGCAUGUAACAUCUAAGGGAUUUCAAAAUGGUUGCGUGUAUUUAAUGUCCCGAUUAUGGGACUAAAUAUUGGUAUAAAUAACAAUGUAAUUUAUGUGUGAAUAUGUAUUUACUUAUUGUCUGGUUUUUUUCUUUUAGGAAGUAGACUUUCUGACUAAUUCAAUAAACCAGCUAAAAGUUGCACAAGGCAAGUUUGCUGAAUCAGAAGAAUCAGUGUCCCAUCUUGGUUCUCCAGGAUCUGACAUACUCGUGCCUCUCACAGCCUCUGUAUCCUUUGUUGUGUAUUCAGACAUUGCAGCCAUUUAAUAAUAAUAUUAUUAUUAGAUACAGUUAAGAGUAAAAUUUUACAGGGCACAUUUUGUGUGAAAAGAUUAUUAUUUACUUUUAAUUUGUUUAUCUUAUUUAAAUUUCUGACUCUUCUUUAACUUCAAGAAAUAAUUUUAAAAAUAAUUUCUUAUUCAAAUAAAAGCAUUUUUUUUUAAUGAGUGCCUUUUGGGCUAUUGUAUUUUAUGAUUGAUCUUAACCUUAAUUCAGAUGUACGUGCCAGGAAAGCUCAGUGAUGAAAAUGAUUUGUUGAUAGAUAUAGGAACUGGAUACUUUGUAUCAAUGGUAAGAUCAUCAUUUAUCAUUUUAUUGCAAACUAUGCUGUCUCAAUCAUUAAUUUUGAAACAAACACUGAAUUAAUUAAGCCUAAAAUAUAUUUUUAAAAAACCCCAUUAAAAAUGUGAUUGGACUAUUUGUUUAACAAGCAAUGUGUCAGUCACAAGAGAACAUUAAAAAAGCUGGAAAAUGCUCAUCAAAUCAAAAUGUAUAUGUAUUAACAGAGUAAAGAAAAGGCACAGGAUUUCUUCAAGAGGAAAAUCGAUUAUGUUACCAAAAACAUAGAAAAGGUACAACCUGUGCUACAAGACAAAUAUAGGUCAAAACAAGGUAUGUUCAUUUAAAACAGUCUUUUUAUGGUAGAUACAGUUUUUAAUAUUUAAAAUUUUUUUUGGGAAUGUCCAUUUUUUUUUGUUCAUUUAUAAAAGCAUUUAAUACCGGUAAUUAGGAUGCUUUUUCAAUAUUUCUUAAACAGAUAAAUAAGAAUUGAAGUUGUAAAUUUUUGUUUCAAUUAUGGUAUCGUUUUAUUUAUUUAUUUCUCUAGUUAUCACGGAAGUUAUGCAAGCUAAAAUACAAGCACAACUGGCAUCAAAUCCACCCGGAGCAAAAACUGCUGUACAGUAGAGUUUGCAUUUAGUGGCAUGAACUUAAAGCAUGUGUAUUUAGUGUGUUAGUCUUAAAGUUUUACUUGCAAGUGUUGAUUACAAAUUGUCAUUCAAAAUGUUCAGUUUUUAAGGGUUUUGAAAAUAGAAUGCUUAUUAUUGAAAUAUUUAUAAAACUUUUAAAAAGGAUUUUUUGCUUUGUCCUUUUGAAUACACUCAUGUAUAUUAACUACUUGUAGUUGCAUUACAAAUUACAACGGUUUUCUCUUGUAUGCACAGGCAAAUAAAAUACACUGUCCAGUAAAUUUAAUUUGAAGAUUUUCAAAACAUAGAAUAAAUGUAAGCCAACAGAUAUAAUUAAACUGCAUCUCUAUACUUCGUCUUUAAAAGUAGAAUGAAUAUAUUACUAAUAUGGGGUUUAUAAUUUAUCAAGUUUCACUUUACAUUAACAAGUCUAUGCUUGGUUAAAAUAUUUUACUUUUUGAUCCACCAAAUAUAGAAAUUUGAAUGGUGGUUUUUUUUGAUUGCUCAUGUACUUGCAGAAAGAAAACUAUAAAUGUCUCUAUGGGAAUUUUAUAGUGUGAUUGUUGCCAACUUGUUUAUAAUGCUCUAAUUUCUAAAUGGUUACUUAAAAACUGUUUUGUUUUUGUGGAGUAAAUGAAAGAUUUUAAUUUGAAAUUAUUUUAUAUGAAUACAAGUUCUAUGAGUAGUGUGAAGGAUGUUAAGCAAUUUUUUUUCCUGCUGUUUAUACACUAGCCUACAGUAAUGAAUGAACAAGAGGUAUUAUUUGUCUAGUGAGUGUUAAAUUUAGUUAUACUAUACAUUUAUAAAAAUUAAAUAAAAAGGAUAUAGGCUGUAUUAGUUAAUAUGGUCAAAUUACUUUUUACCAAAAAUAAGAUUUCCUAUAAAAAAAAUUUCAUACAAAAUUAGCAAUUUUAUGCUUUUAAGAAAUUGAUGUUUUCCUAAAAGUUACACAGAUUUGCCAAGUUAGAUCACAUCACUAAAUAAAUGUUGUUUGUUUUCUAAGCUCUUCAGCUUUUAAAUUAUAUCAAGCGAUAUAUUAAAUGAAUAAAUCUUUGUUUUAGAAAAACUCUAAUCUUUGCUGGCUGCUUGUUUUAAAAAUUAAAAUUAUUUUUAUUUAUUUUCAUUUGAUUUCAAUUUCUUUAAUAAAAACAAUAUUUUGUAUAUUUUAUUCCUUUAAAUAAAUUUGUAAUACACAAGAGGCCUUCAUUUAUUCAUUUCUUUUGCUUUUGUAUAUUAUAACAUCUGCUGAUUGAAGUUAAAAUAAAUUUUAUUUAAUGCUGUUUAUAAUUGUCAUAAUUUAUUGAAAUUUUAACAAAACCUUCAACAUUACGUACCGGUACAGUAAUAAAAAAUACUGUUGUCAAUCACCAUGUUAACUUUAUAUUACUAAAUAAUU
Lymnaea stagnalis (great pond snail) is the source of this 4959-nucleotide messenger RNA. NCBI's taxonomy places the organism in Eukaryota, Metazoa, Mollusca, Gastropoda, Lymnaeidae. The record is from the annotation of a GenBank genome assembly.